CACUAAUAAGAUAAUCUUUGCCAUCUGCGUUUUUUUCUAACAACAACAUAUUUUUUUUCUUCAUAAUAUUUUUCUGAAACAUUCCAGCAAAUGAUAUCGGAAUGGAGGUGUUCAAAGGAAUUAUUCUUUGCUUGUCAAUAAGCUUAGUUUCUUGUGAUUAUGCAUGCUACAGCAAAUCAGUUGGAGAUUGCUUUAACAAUGUAGCUGAACAACGAAGAGGUAAAGACCCAGGAAGUGAGGAUGAAAAAUUUUGCCAACUUUACUCUGAUAUUGCACUGUGCCAACGCAAUGCCGCUGUUCAAUGUAGUACAGGGUUUGCUGAUGUAGCCGAGAAAGCUUAUUCAGCUAUUAUCGACAUCUGCACAGAAGGAACAGAAACUUAUAAAGCCAUAAAAAGUGAUCCAAAGUGUAAUUUGGCUUCUGUGUAUAAUUCUCAAGGCUGUAACAAAGAUUUGGAUGAAGCACAGAAAGAUAUUGAUUCUAAUGAUGUCGUUGCAAACAUGAAGCUUAUUUGCAUAUACAUUGACUCAAUAAAAGAUUGCGCAACAAAAAAUUUCGAAAAAUGCGGUGAUCAAACAAAGAAAGCAUUCAACUCUCUUCUUGCUUCAUCUAUAGAACUCCAGAAAAAGUCAUGUAACCUUAUCCCAUAAUUCAAGCUGAAAAUCCAACACUUGUUCUGCACGGAAUUACUAUUUGUGGAAAUUAUUUGUAAUUUUAAUAUACAUCUUCAAUAAAAUUAUCCGAAAUGUAUUUUCUAUCAAUAA
Messenger RNA from Parasteatoda tepidariorum (common house spider), 764 nucleotides. RefSeq lists its product as uncharacterized. Lineage: Eukaryota; Metazoa; Arthropoda; Arachnida; Araneae; Theridiidae. The record is from RefSeq and is a predicted model, not a curated record.